Messenger RNA from Nilaparvata lugens (brown planthopper), 1236 nucleotides. Its product is annotated as sucrose-6-phosphate hydrolase-like. The record is from RefSeq and is a predicted model, not a curated record. Gene Ontology annotation, molecular function: beta-fructofuranosidase activity. Gene Ontology annotation, biological process: carbohydrate metabolic process. Lineage: Eukaryota; Metazoa; Arthropoda; Insecta; Hemiptera; Delphacidae. Gene Ontology annotation, cellular component: cytoplasm.
AUGAUGGAAGAACUCAGCUUAAUCAAACAGGCACUGCGGGCGGUCAUGAACGGCCAGCCACUCGCGCAGCGCGAUCCGCACCGCCCGGCCUGGCAUCUGGCGCCCAGCGUUGGCUUGCUGAACGAUCCCAACGGCUUUAUCCAGCACAACGGCGUUUAUCACCUGUUCUAUCAGUGGAAUCCGCUGGGCUGCGAUCAUCGCAACAAGUGCUGGGGACACUGGCAGUCGAUCGAUUUAGUGCAUUGGGAACAUCAGCCGCUCGCCCUGGCACCGGGCGCCUGUUACGACAGCCACGGCUGUUACUCCGGCUCGGCGGUAGUGGCGGAAGACAAAAUCACGCUGAUCUAUACCGGCCGUGAAAUCCCCGACGGCUCACGCACCGCUUACCAAUGCCUGGCUCAGGCAAGCGAUCGGGGCGAAUACCGCAAACUCGGGCCGGUGCUGCCGCUGCCGGAGGGCUACAGCGGCCACGUACGCGACCCGAAAGUGUGGCGUCAUCAGGAUGCCUGGUACAUGGUUCUCGGCGCGCGUGACUUGCAGGAUCGCGGCAAGGUGUUGCUGCUGCGUUCCAGCGAUCUGCGCGACUGGCAAGCGCUGGGAGAGAUCGCCGGUUCCGGCCUGAACCCUGGGCGAAUUCGCUACAUGUGGGAAUGCCCGGAUCUGUUCUCGCUGGACGGCGGCGACGUGUUGAUCUGCUGCCCGCAGGUGGCGCCGCAGCCGGAACGCUACCUCAACCGUUAUCAGGCCGGUUAUCUGCUCGGCAAGCUGGAUUAUCGGCAGGCAGCCUUCAGCCCACGCGAAUUUCACGAGCUGGACGCCGGCUUCGAGUUCUACGCGCCCCAGACAACGCUGGCGGAAGAUGGCCGCCGCCUGCUGUUCGCCUGGAUGGGCGUGCCCGAGCAAGAUGAAGAAGCCCAUCCGACAGCGCCGUUAUGGCUGGAUCCAUACCAUGACCUGCCCACGCGAGCUGUCGCUGCGGCAUGGCCGCCUCCACCAGCGCCCGGGCGCGUUCAGCGCCGCCUUUGGCGACGCGAUGACGCUGAACUGGGACGGCGAGCGGCUGCAGCUGACGCGCGCUUCCCUGGCCGACGGCCGGCCGGAGCACCGUUACUGGCGCAGCCGGUCACGCAUCUGCAGCUGCUGUUCGAUCGUUCCAGCGUGGAGAUCUUCAUCAACCACGGCGAGGCGGUGAUGAGCGCGCGCUACUUCCGGCAGGUGAACCGCAACUGCGGCUGA